CCAUCACUUCCCAUCACAACCGCAACAACGAUCACAACAAUGAACUUCUUCAGCAAAAAGCAAACGCCAGACCAGAUGAUGCGAUCGCAGAAUCGGGAGCUGAGGAAAGCCCAGAGGGAUGUCCAGCGAAGUCGUACUGAUAUCGAGAAACAGGAGAAACAGCUGGAGAUGGAGAUCAAGAAAGCGGCCAAAGAGGGCAACCGAGACCUCUGCGCGACUCUCGCCAAACAGUUGGUCCAAUUGAGGAAAUCCAAGACCCGUACGGUCGCCGUCGGCGCCAACAUCGGUGCCAUCGGUUCCAAGUCUAAGAUAAUUCAGGCCAACAAUAAGAUGGCUGAAGCCAUGGCCGCCACCACAAAGACUAUGGGUCAAAUGAACGCUCAAUUAAAACCGCAACAAAUCAUGAAAACAAUGCAAGACUUUGAGAAAGAAAACCAAAUGAUGUCAAUGAAGGAUGAGAUGAUUGAGGACACACUGAACGGCAUUUUGGACGAGUCGGGCGAUGAGGAGGAACAGGACGCUCUGGUCGCGCAAGUGCUCGACGAGAUCGGCAUCGAAAUCACCGGAAAGAUGGCUAACGCGCCGAUGCCUUCGCGAGAGUUGGGUUCGACAUCGAAGUCCAAAGUGUCCGACAGUGAGAUUGAGGCACAAUUGGCUAAACUCAAAAUGUAGUUACAAUGAUAUCUAGUAUUGUUUUUCAUAAGCCAUGCAAUCAAAUGAAAUGAUUUUCACCUUUUAUUUGUGUCAUUUUCACUGCUUUUUAAAUAACUUUUAAAUAAGGAAUUAUUAUAUAUUUUCAAACAUUACUUUUAAUCAAAUAUAUGGUAUGUUUUAUUUGUAUUAAACGUCAGAGCAAUGAAUGAUCACAUGAGAGGUGAAAAUCACUUGAAUUUGAGAGCAAACAAAAUAAUUUAAUAGAUUAUAAUUAAUCACACGUUUUUAUUUUUAAUAUAAUAUUUAUAUAUUUCACUCAAUUAUCACAAAAUUGUAUAUAAUUUCUUAGGUAUUCUUUCCGAUAAUAAGAUUUUAUUUUAAAUUUUUAUCGUAAAUUCAAUAGAUUUAUGAAGUAUUAAAACAAACAAAACGACUAAAUAUAAUAUAAAUGUGAAU
This is a messenger RNA of Medioppia subpectinata, 1110 nucleotides long. The record is from the annotation of a GenBank genome assembly. Lineage: Eukaryota; Metazoa; Arthropoda; Arachnida; Sarcoptiformes; Oppiidae.